AAUCCGAAUAAGAUUAACAAAAACCCUUACGCGCACCAGAAACACAACACCUAAAGAAAUGGACAACAAACCCAGAAAACGCGGGCGGAAACCCAAGAAAACUCCAGCCCCAGACACCAUGGACUUGCAAUUCACCACCAACACACCCCAAAUCGAUGCCGUUUCUCUUCCCUCUACCGCCACCACCGAUACCCCUAGCACUAGUUCUAGCCCUCCUCCCUCCGGCCGCGGCCGUGGAAGACCCAGAAAGAAAGGAAAACGCAGGGAAAAGUCGGAACCCAAGUCACCAGAACGAAGGCUGACACGACACGGAGAGCAAAACGGGGAAUUCUAUGCACCCGUCGGUGAAAUUAGGCACAAUAAUAUGAUGGGAGUGGUUGCGGCGGCGGAAUGGGAGACUGUAGUGAAAGUAGUUCCGGCAAUGGAUGCAGUGGUCAAGGUGUUUUGCGUGCAUACUGAACCGAAUUUUUCAUUGCCCUGGCAGCGAAAAAGGCAGUAUAGUUCGAGUAGUAGUGGGUUUAUCAUUGGGGGAAGAAGAGUAUUGACAAAUGCGCAUUCUGUAGAGCAUCACACCCAAGUUAAGCUGAAGAAGAGAGGGUCUGAUACUAAGUAUCUCGCUACUGUUUUGGCUAUUGGCACUGAAUGUGAUAUUGCACUGUUGACAGUCAAUGAUGAUGAGUUUUGGGAGGGAGUUACACCUGUGGAGUUUGGAGAUUUGCCUGCCCUUCAAGAUGCUGUUACUGUUGUGGGUUACCCAAUUGGGGGUGACACAAUUUCUGUGACAAGUGGUGUCGUUUCGCGCAUAGAGAUACUAUCUUAUGUCCAUGGAUCAACCGAGCUUUUGGGCUUGCAGAUAGACGCAGCAAUAAACUCUGGAAACUCUGGGGGGCCUGCCUUUAAUGACAAGGGCAAAUGUGUUGGUAUUGCAUUUCAAUCUUUGAAACAUGAAGAUGUGGAGAAUAUUGGUUAUGUAAUACCCACACCAGUUAUCAUGCAUUUUAUUCAUGAUUAUGAAAAGAAUGGGGCUUAUACAGGCUUCCCAAUUCUUGGGGUUGAGUGGCAGAAGAUGGAGAAUCCUGAUUUGCGCGUGUCAAUGGGGAUGGGACCUGAUAUGAAGGGUGUUCGCAUUAGAAGAAUUGAACCAACAGCUCCAGAAUCCCAUCUUUUGAAGCCAUCUGAUGUUAUCCUUAGCUUUGAUGGGGUUAAGAUUGCUAAUGAUGGAACAAUUCCAUUCAGGCAUGGAGAGCGAAUUAGUUUUAGUUACCUUGUUUCUCAAAAGUAUACUGGUGAUAAAGCUGUGGUUAAAGUUCUCCGCAAUUCAGAGAUACUUGAGUUCAACAUAAAACUUGCAGCUCACAAGCGGUUGAUCCCAGCACAUAUUAAGGGCAAACCUCCUUCUUAUUUCAUUAUUGCUGGAUUUGUUUUUACUUCUGUAUCUGUUCCAUAUCUGCGAUCAGAGUAUGGAAAGGACUAUGAAUUUGAUGCUCCAGUCAAAAUAUUGGACAAGCAUCUACAUGCAAUGGCACAAUCUGUAGAUGAACAGGUUGUUGUCGUUUCGCAGGUUCUUGUCGCUGACAUUAACAUUGGAUAUGAAGAAAUAGUCAACACUCAGGUUCUUUCUUUCAAUGGCAAGCCUGUGAAGAAUCUGAAAAACUUGGCUGACAUGGUGGAGAACUGUGAUGAUGAAUAUUUAAAAUUUGACCUAGAAUAUCAGCAGAUAGUGGUCCUACAGACAAGCAAUGCCAAGGCAGCUACUUUAGGUAUCCUUGCAACACAUUGUAUACCUUCUGCUAUGUCAGAUGAUCUUAAGACUUGAGAAAAAGCUAACAGUAAAAGGAAAUGGACGACCAUAGCACUAUUGUGCGGAUUACAUGGCGAACAGGUGACUGUGUUUGCACAUUCAUGCUUGCAUCUAUAGUAAAAGCAUUGCUCGUAUAGUUGCUCUACUAAGGUAUGGCAAUUGGGUCAAAGUUGUAAAAUGGAACUGGGUUUAUUCUAGAUUUAGGGGGGAAAAAAGAAGAAAAGAGACGGGAAAAUUUUUAUUUUUUAACAUGCUCUGCUUGGGUUGAAUGUGCCGUGUAUCAUAUGAAAUAAUUCUCUUCAGCGAUCAACGGUCUGCUGUUGGCUUAACUAGGCAAACCCUUUUGAAGGCCUUUGUUUGCCUAACCUCUGAUUAUUUGUGCCAUUUGAUUGUUUCUUUUACCAAUUUUAUCCUUUUGUUUAUUA
Messenger RNA from Jatropha curcas, 2226 nucleotides. It is a transcript of the gene DEG9, whose product is annotated as DegP protease 9. NCBI's taxonomy places the organism in Eukaryota, Viridiplantae, Streptophyta, Magnoliopsida, Malpighiales, Euphorbiaceae. Gene Ontology annotation, molecular function: protein binding; serine-type endopeptidase activity. Gene Ontology annotation, biological process: proteolysis. The record is from RefSeq and is a predicted model, not a curated record.